AUGCCAUCAGGGACAAACAGGGCAAUGGAAGGGCUGUUCACAGCAGUCAGGACCCUACAGAUAGCACCUGUCGAAACGGCAAAGGCAGUGCAGGUCACCGUGGAAGGCACAGCUUCCAUGGUGGGCCAGGCAUUCCAGAGCUGCACAGAAACUGUGAAGGCUGCGACUGAGGAAAGCAUUCAGCAACUGGCCGAGUCCACCAGGAAUGCAAAGGACCCUUGGGGCCGCGUGCAAUGGCUGUGGGACCGCCCACCGGUGAAAAGGCUGCGCAUCACCAUCUCCAUGGCCCAGUGGACUGUCCGCCUGCCGGCCCUGCUCGCCCUCAUCGCCACACAGGUGGGCCUGGUGGCGAGCCAGUUCAGCCUGCCGAUGCUGGCGCCGCUGCUGUUUGGUACGGGCAUCCUGCUGCGCUCCAUCCGCACCAACGCGUCGCUCAUCUUCCCGCGCAUCGGCGUCGUGGUCGUGCUGCUGUGGAUGCUCUGGUUCGCCAACAGCGUCGUGCAGAACACCGCAGUGUACCUGCGCCGUCAGGGCGGCCUGGAUCACAGGGUGUCAGGGGCCAUCAUCACGGCCAGCGAGUGUGCUGCACUGCUGGCAGCAUUUGUCAUCGUCCUGUCCAUGUUGGGAGUCAACGUGAAUGCCCUGCUCCUGCCGGCCGGCGUGGCGCUCGCCUUUGCAGCCAAGGACCUCUCCCACAACUUCCUUGCAGGAUUCUUCCUGUUUGCAGUGCAGCCGUUCAAGCUGGGCGACAGGGUGGCUGUGAGCUACUCAACACCAUCGGCAGGGAAUAGGACAGCCUGGUUUGAAGGCGUCUGUGAGAAGGUUGACCUGCGGUACACCAUUGUGAAGAAUGGGCCGCGGCGGCUCUUUGUCCCAAAUAGCGCUUUCCUGACGCGGGAGUUCAUGGUGGUGGACGAUCCCUCCAACAAAACCAAGCGCGAUCUUGGCGCAGAGGAAGAGUUUGAGAUGCACGGCCCCCAGCCGCCCCUUGAGCCGGGCAUGUGGCGGAUACCAUACUUCAGGGGAGGCAUGGAAGGCAUGCAGCAGCAGGAGCACUUGGCUCAGCAGCAGCAGCAGCAUGCGCCGGCUGGCUCGAUGAAGCCUGCAAAAGGGAAUGAAUAUGGGCGUCAGCCAGCUGGGGACCAUGUGCGCGAAGCUGCUGGCCCUUCUGGAGAAGAUGACACCAGCGAGGGAGCUGCAGGGAGCAACAGCAGCAUGCAGCAGCCACAGCCGCAACAGCAGCGCAGCACGGCCGAUGUGAGUGGCCCGCAGCAUGCAGGCUAUUACUACAAUUAUGACUCAUCGGCGCCCGGCUUGCCACAGCAAUACUGGGGCCCCUCAGCCUACCCCACCGGCUACCCCCCUCCUGGCUGGACCCCUUCGAUGCCCAACAGGUAG
Messenger RNA from Coccomyxa subellipsoidea C-169, 1398 nucleotides. RefSeq lists its product as hypothetical. Lineage: Eukaryota; Viridiplantae; Chlorophyta; Trebouxiophyceae; Coccomyxaceae. Gene Ontology annotation, biological process: transmembrane transport. The record is from RefSeq and is a predicted model, not a curated record. Gene Ontology annotation, cellular component: membrane. The transcript is spliced from 9 exons. The coding region runs from base 1 to 1398 and encodes 465 amino acids.